Aspergillus fumigatus Af293 is the source of this 1086-nucleotide messenger RNA. RefSeq lists its product as uncharacterized. NCBI's taxonomy places the organism in Eukaryota, Fungi, Ascomycota, Eurotiomycetes, Eurotiales, Aspergillaceae. The record is from RefSeq and is a predicted model, not a curated record. The transcript is spliced from 5 exons. The coding region runs from base 1 to 1086 and encodes 361 amino acids.
AUGGCGUACAAGCAGAAUACCUACUGGAAAAAUGUCCUCACGAUCGUGCCGAUCGUUGGGGCCGGUGUGGCUACCAUCACGUAUCUGUUGCGUCUGUACUCCCGACGCCUGACAGCUGCGGGGUUCUUCCUCGAAGACUUACUGAUGGGCAUUGGGUUGAUCAUUUCCUACUGCGCUACCGCGUUUGUCGUCGAGACUGCCUUCAACGGUGUCGGUGUACCCCUGAAAAGCCUGCCGCAUGAUGAGCGGUAUCGCAUUCAAUUUAAAUUUUGGGCUCCGUCCAUGGCCUUUGUCAAGAUCUCCAUCAUCGUCUUCCUUAAGCGUCUCCUAGGGUCUGUCCGGCUAUAUGCCAUCAUCUCCAACUGUCUGAUCGCCUUCAUCGCCGUCUGGGCCCUUACCGCCGUCCUGGUCAACACGUUCCAAUGCACGCCGGUACAAUACUACUAUGACAAGUCGUUGAAUGGACACUGCAUGAAGGGACAGGUGCAGUUCUUCCAGGCCAUGGGAUCGAUUGCCUUGGUCGAGGACGUCUUCAUCCUGUGUCUACCGAUUCCUAUUGUCUGGGGGCUGCAGAUCACCCUUCGGCAGAAGAUGGCCUUGACCGUAGUAUUUUCUCUCGGUGGAUUGGUCUGCAUCUUCAGUCUCAUGCGCCUGAUCGAAUUCCGCCACUUCGUCGUCACCGAUCUUGCGUCCUCCAGCGCCAAAGAAUCCAUCUGGACCUCCCUCGAACUCGACGUCGCCAUCAUCUGCGGCUGCCUCCCACUCCUCAAACCCCUCGUGCAAGGCUUCCUCGGCAAAGUCAAAAGCGGUGUCUCGAAAGGCUACUCGCAGCCUUCGGCCGGGUCCAAACUUCCCUUUCCCGCGUCCAGGACAAACAAUGACGGGUUCCAGCCGAUCGAUGAUCCGAAUGGGACACUGGCGUCGGCGGCAUCGAAGACGUUUCAUGUGGCGACUACGCCGAGCCAGAAUAGCUCGGAUGUGGAGCUGCAGGGGAUCACGGUGCAUACGAGUAUCCGGCAGGAUGUAGAUGGGCGGUCGGAUGUGGGGAGUACGGGUCCGGUAUUGAAUCGGGAGUGGAGGCAGUAA